Sinocyclocheilus rhinocerous is the source of this 2789-nucleotide messenger RNA. RefSeq names its product transmembrane protein 201 (gene tmem201). Gene Ontology annotation, molecular function: lamin binding; actin filament binding. Gene Ontology annotation, biological process: nuclear migration along microtubule. The transcript has 12 exons. Bases 101 to 2056 code for a protein of 651 amino acids. Gene Ontology annotation, cellular component: nuclear inner membrane. The record is from RefSeq and is a predicted model, not a curated record. NCBI's taxonomy places the organism in Eukaryota, Metazoa, Chordata, Actinopteri, Cypriniformes, Cyprinidae.
AUGGCCAUGUUGUAGAUUGAUGCGCGCUUCUGUUGCCGCAUGCACUACUCCAGCGUGUGGUUUCUUGUGAAUAACACUACAGUCAAUAUCCCGUUUUGCAAUGGAGGCGUUUAACCAGAUAUUACUACAGUACCCGCCAUUUGUAGUUGGAGGUGUCGGAGCAACGGCGAUCGCUGCAGGAGGAGCGCUUAUCUACAGAAUUGCAACCAGGAAAAAACCAACUCAUGUCAAAGUGAAUUGUUGGUUCUGCAAUCAGGACACAAUUGUCCCCUAUGGGAACAGAAACUGCUGGGAUUGUCCAUACUGUGAACAGUAUAAUGGCUUUCAGGAGAACGGGGACUACAACAAACCCAUUCCUGCUCAAUACAUGGAGCAUCUCAACCAUGGCAUUUCGGCCGGUGUCCCGGAGUCACCGAAGACCCUGCAGUGGGUCAACUGUCAAAUGCUUCUGUGCAAGAAGUGCAACAACAACCAGACUCUGAAGAUUAAACAGCUGGCCUCGUUCAUCCCCAGGGAUAAUGAAAACUAUGAUGAGGAGAUUGAGGUAUAUAAGCACCACCUUGAGCAGACCUACAAGUUGUGCCGGCCGUGCCAGACGGCAGUGGAGUACUACAUCAAACACCAGAACCGACAGCUGCGGGCUCUGCUCUUCAACCACCAACUCAGACGCAGUCGGGAUGCUGAUAAAGCCUUUAUUAAGAACACCUACUCACUCGCCACACCAGCCUGGUUGAUCUUGCUCAGAGUCCUUGCGUUUUUAGCCUGUGCCUUCCUUGUAGCUGUGGCUUUGUCUGGAUCUGGAGAUGUGGCCUCCUCCAUCUCGCAGACAUUAAGCGGAGGAGUCAACCCACCUAAACGCCCCCUCCAAAAUGACAGCGAAAGCAAGACUGAGGAGGGCAGCAUGAUGUGGGAUGAUCUGGUGGGUCUUCUGCCGGAAAAGGCUGUGGAGAACGCUCGACUCGUCUGGCAGUCCGGAAGUGACCAUCAGAUGGCCGUGGCCUCCGUUGGUCUCCUAACUUGCAUCACAGGUGUCUUAAUGGCAGGACCUGUCAGGUUGAGGAGAAUUGACGCUGUGGCCUCUGUGCUUUGGCUCCUGGUGAUAUGUUUUUACCUGGCCGAGUGUUACCUCAAGACGGACAUCCCUGAUUGGUUGGAAACGGUCAAGUUGGGCAUCACUUCUGUGUGUUGUCUGGUGGGAUUCGCUGCCGCUGUGGCAACACGCAAAUCCAUGAGUCAGAGAAGAGCCAGAGGUCGCAGGUAUCUGUCUGGCAGUUCUCCUGGGCCGUACUACAGUAAUCACUGUCCCUCGCUGUCUGCACCUGUGUCUGCAUCCUCUACCUUCAUCCCAACUCCUCCCCCCAACCUGUCACAGCUGCUCAUCCGCCAGCAAAGCCACAGAAUGCGCAAAGCCUCGCCCUCCUCGCUGCCUGGGCGACUCAACAGGGCCCUCUCUCUGGGAACUAUCCCCUCCCUCGCACGAGCAGAUUCAGGUUUCCUGUUCAGUGGGAGUAGACCAUCUUCACAGUGUAAAGACUCUCCACCUUCAGAUUACUUCUCUCUAAAAUCUGGAAGCCGACCCUCCUCUCCUGGACCAUCUCCAACCCCUUCCGUGGCAGGGUCCGUCACUUCCACCUCCAGCUCCGCCAGGCAGCGCCGGCCACUCAUCAGUCCGGCCAGACUCAACAUCAGUGGGCAAAAGCUGCGGCUCUUUUCCUCUCCUCUGGAGCCUUCAAGUUUGACCUCACCACCUCCGUUUCUUUCAGAGCAAAGCCACGUGCACAGCGGAGGAUUCUUGCCUGAUGUUCCACACUUCCAUUCACAGAAUCAUGGUUCACUGAUCGAUGAGGGCAGUGUGUUUGAGCAUGUGGAGAAGCGAAUGGGCAGCUCCUCCGGUUCUUCAAACUGCCGUGUAGACACGACCACAGGAAAUGGAACUGACAACAAGCCUGGAUGGAAAGGGUUUUUGGGCCUGACACUUUGGCCUGGUCUACUGUUUGCCAGCCUGACCAUUAACUUAAGCUUUAUCGGUUUCUAUCUUUAUUACAAUUGGAGAUGAGCAUAUAGAAAAGACCUGUUCAAGGUCAACCUGGAAUGUACACUGGUCGUUGUCACCUGCGUGCUCAGUAAAUCUAUAUCACGGAAAUACAUGGAUAGCAUUUCCCUUGGGUGACGACUACAACUUUAUUCUUGCUGCUCAACAAUUGUGGAUAUAAUAAUGGAGAAUAAAGGAAUUCUCAAAUAAAUGAGAAGACCGUAUCCUCUUAACUUGAGCUCUGUUAAAUACAGCUGAGAUUCUACAUUAUGCCGCAAAGUAUGAUGUUAGCUUUGUAAAACAUGUUUUUGUGCAUGUUCAAUCAUUUUUUGUGUUUUUAAACACUGGAUGUGUUUCAGACUGAAUGCUUGUGCUGUUUAAUUUAACAGAAUGAUGUCUGUUGGGCAUGUGUUGCAUCUUUAUAAAAAAUCUAUUUGACGACUUUGCCAUAUUGCUGUACAUUUAAGUGUUUCUGUUUAUCCUACAUCCUGAAAGAAGAAUUCCAUGUCAUGUCAUUAUCGUAAUGAUGUGAUAUUAUAAAGUGCAAUAUGUUUGUGUUGAUCUACUUUUGUUAACAAUGUGACACUGAAAGAUUUGGUGUAGCAAAUGUCUGUUACUGUGUCCAUUAAGCCUCUGACUGUUUUAUGAUUUAACUCAUAAUGUCAAGGGAAAACAGGAUAAUUGAAUAUUUUGUACAUAAAAUAAAGGUGUUUCAAUUACCAGAUUGAAAUAAAUCUCCAUUGUAAUAGUUAUACAU